GCGAACUCCCGCAGAAGAAGCGCCAUCCCAAUCAUGGCGUGGCGCGGCGCGCGCGGUUUCGAAAUCAUCCGAAAAAUUUCGAAUCCCUCGACAGCCACGAGAAGGAAAGAAGGAUGGUUCUAAUCCUCUUCUUCGCCCACCCACACUCACGCACUCUCUCCUUCGAUGGAUUCAAAGAAACUCUCCCUCGCUCCCUCUCCAAAUCUCCUCUCUCCCUGACCUCUACACCGGGUCUCCUUUGAUGCUCACCGCCAAGUCUUGGUACUCCCGCUGGCCUUCUGAAAGAUCUAAGAUUGAGGUCAGAGAUCAGGAGUGAUUUGCUAGGAUCAGGUGAUUAUAUUCCAAAUUUCCCAGCAAAAUCAGUUAUUCCCGGUCUCCAGAAUCCAUAUUAAGAGCCAUGGUGAGGGAGCUCCGAGUCGAAUCCUUCUACGCUCGCCUUCGUGAUGCUGCCUUGGCCUCCUCCUCUUCCCCGCUUCUGGUAUUCCCUUCCGCCUCCGACGCCGACUCCCUCUGUGCCCUCAAGAUCGUAACCCAUGUCCUCUCGUCCGAUUCAAUUCGCUACUCGGUGUACCCUGUCUCCUCAUUCAGUGACGUCGACAAAUUUGUCGGCCUCAAUCGCCGGUCGUCGAAUCAGCCGCUUACUUUGCUCUUCAUAAACUGGGGCUGCCACCGCGACCUGCGCCGGUUCUUGAGCCUUGGGCCUGAGGUUCAUGUCUUCAUCAUCGAUAGCCACCGCCCGGUCCACCUCCACAACCUCAGCGAGCAAAACGAACAGGUUGUCGUUCUUUACACUCAGGAGGAUGAGCACCAGGCCGAUCUGGCUUAUGAUUUCGAUGUCUCCGCAUUGGCCAAUGCGUCUGAUCUGAACAGUGAUGACGAGAUUGAUGCGAACUCUGACGAUGAGGACAGCGAUGACCACAACGACCAAGAGGUCGAGGGAGGAAACAGAAAGCGUCGAAGGGUCUCUAAGGAUUCAGAACCUGACCCGAUUAAGCUCUUUGGGAAACUCAAGUCGGAGUACUAUAAGUUGGGUACUUUCCAUGGAAAGCCAUCUGGUUGCUUGUUGUUCGAGUUAGCACAUUCCCUGAGAAAGAACACAAAUGAACUGCUAUGGUUGGCCUGUGUCUCGCUUACCGAUCAAUUUGUGCAUGAAAGGCUAACCAAUGAGAGGUAUCAAGCUGGGGUCAUGGAACUUGAACAGCAUAUAAACAGCUCAGGAAAUCUGGAUGCUGUCAGUUCGGUUACACUCAAGGAUGGUACAAAGAUCCAGGCACCAGAGAAUUCUCGAAUUGCAUAUGAAGAUGAGCCCAGGCUGAUGCUAUUGAGGGAGUGGAAUCUGUUCGAUUCAAUGCUGUGCUCUUCCUACAUAGCAACCAAGCUGAAAACUUGGAGCGACAAUGGCCUGAAAAAACUCAAGCUUUUGCUAGCCAGAAUGGGGUUCCCUCUUGUUGAUUGCCAGAAGAAAUUUCAGUACAUGAGCAUGGAAGUGAAGCAAAAGAUGAAGGAUGAGUUCGAGAGAUUCUUGCCAGAGUUUGGCUUAACUGAGUUCUAUUAUCGUAGCUUCUUGAGAAUACAUGGGUAUUGCACGAAAGUUUCAGCUGCUGAUGUAGUGUAUGGUGUCACAGCAUUGCUCGAGUCAUUUGCAGCAGAAAAAGAUUCAUCGGCUGCUGAGCAAUUUUGGGUUGCUUACUCUGCCUUGUCCUUGAACAAUAUCGAUCAACUUAGAAAGGGCAUGCAAAGUGCAAUUGAGAUUCAGAGAGCUAUUCUCAGGCAAGGAAGUUCUGCAAUUACUAAAACUGGUUUCAUCAGAAGUUACAGGAAGUUUCGCUGGGUGAGGCUUGAAGAUCCUGUUGACACCCUGCGGUUGGGUCAUCCCCAGGCACUUACCAAGUUCUGCUAUUUCUUGAUGGAUGCACUAAAGGAAAGAGGGGCGAAAAUGAAGCCACUAGUCUGUGCUUGCUUGGGUAAACAACCUGACAAAGUUCUCAUUGUUGGUGUGUGUGUGAAACCCCGUCUUGGGGCCAUCCAGGGUAACUCAUUCGGAAUUGCUUUUGGAACCGCAGCUGAAGAAAUUGGAGCUGAAUUUUCUCAUGAGCUGUUUGAAUCUUCUUGGAUAAUUUUGGAUACAGUAGUUUUAAGUUCUUUCAUGGUCAGAUUAACUGAAAAAAUCUGAUGUCUUCUUAGUGCAAUCUGUAACAAUUCACUGAUAUUAAAUGCCAAAUUGGACAUCCACUUUUUCUUUGUGAUGCUGGACCUGAACUAUUCAUUUUCUUUGGAUCAAGUAUAUAACAUCUUUUGCGAAUUCUAGCUC
Musa acuminata AAA Group (dessert banana) is the source of this 2311-nucleotide messenger RNA. RefSeq lists its product as uncharacterized. The coding region runs from base 398 to 2173 and encodes 591 amino acids. Gene Ontology annotation, biological process: DNA replication initiation; mitotic DNA replication preinitiation complex assembly; double-strand break repair via break-induced replication. Gene Ontology annotation, cellular component: DNA replication preinitiation complex. Gene Ontology annotation, molecular function: DNA replication origin binding; single-stranded DNA binding; chromatin binding. The record is from RefSeq and is a predicted model, not a curated record. NCBI's taxonomy places the organism in Eukaryota, Viridiplantae, Streptophyta, Magnoliopsida, Zingiberales, Musaceae. The transcript is spliced from 2 exons.